Molecule: messenger RNA, 555 nt
Organism: Adineta ricciae
Lineage: Eukaryota; Metazoa; Rotifera; Eurotatoria; Adinetida; Adinetidae
Source: the annotation of a GenBank genome assembly
AUGAGUGACAUUGAAAGUCUACGUCAAGAAGCCGAGUCGCUCAAAAAUCAAAUUCGUGAUGCUCGAAAGGCAGCUUGUGAUGCUACACUGUUACAAGUAGCACAAAAUGUCGAUCAGAUCGGUCGCAUUCAAAUGCGCACAAGACGAACUCUUCGCGGUCAUCUGGCGAAGAUCUAUGCCAUGCAUUGGGGUUCCGAUUCAAGUUCAUCCUCUAGAAAUUUAGUAUCAGCUUCUCAAGAUGGAAAACUCAUUGUAUGGGAUUCAUACACUACGAACAAGGUUCACGCUAUCCCACUUCGUUCAUCUUGGGUAAUGACAUGCGCUUACGCACCAUCUGGAAAUUUUGUUGCCUGUGGUGGUCUCGACAAUAUUUGUUCAAUUUAUUCAUUGAAAACACGUGAAGGCAAUGUACGUGUCAGUCGAGAAUUACCUGGCCAUACCGGAUAUUUAUCCUGUUGUCGUUUUCUUGAUGAUUCUCAAAUCGUGACAAGUUCAGGAGACAUGACCUGGAAGACGAAUCGCGGCAAUAGCGACGACGAAGUCGCUCGUCGUUGA